AUGCAGCUGCCAGCAGAACGAGGGCCAGGGGCUGUUGCGGACACACCCAACGGCCCAACUGAGCGUACUAGGGCAUGGGCGAUUUUCCUGUGCCGCGACAUCUGGACCACGGCAUUUAUGUGGUUCAUCAAUGACUCGAGACACUGAUAUGAAUCCAACUUCGCCAUGGACUUUUGGUUGCGCCUCCUAGCACAUACGCCGCUAUCGUCUGCAAGCUCCCGCAAGGACUUCGCAAAAGAUCCGACCCGCCGCCUGUACCGCUUCGAGAAAGAGUAUACUCAGCUCCUGCACGCAUGGCGGACCUCUUCCAACCUAGCCCAAGACGACGAGGCCGCAGAAUACAUCGAGAUUCGCCUUCAAGAGCUUACGAGUCUUCUCAGCGAUGAGUCUCGCCGUCCACUCCCCCAUCCAUGCAUCGCGUUUGCUGCCGCUAAACAGGUUUACAUCCCCGUUGCAAAGAUUGCCACCAGCUCUUUCAAUCAAUGGGUUAUCAAAGAGGCCGUGCUGUUCUUUGCAACGCUUGUGGAGAGUGAAGAGGAGGCAUUCGUUGAGAACGACCAUUUCUCGGCCAGCUUGACAAACCUCCUUAUUCGUAUCACAGGCCCCAAUAGCAUCCGCCUCGGCCAUGAUACCGAAGCUCGGGUUGUUGAACUGGCUUUCAACAUCACGACUAAGAUACGCCUCAAUCCGGAGAUUCUUCCUGCCUGGUUCAAGCCGCACAGGCACGGAUCCCCGGACGCCAGACUGUUAGACGACCGCGAGAAGUUCGCUGGCCGGACACAGAAGCAGGACUUCCCCCUGUUCUACCUUCUCGUCGAUUACAUCCACCAUGAAGGUAAAAUCGGCGAUUUUGCCAGGACUGGCCUGCUGUAUAUUGUCGAGGCUGCGUCGACAUCCGUGUCUCUGGAACAGUGGAUUGUAGAAAGCGACCUGGCCACCAUCAUGGCCACUGGCCUGGGUGCCUUAUACAGUCAGCUGAGUCGAAAACUCGUCAUCGACCACCCAGCCAACGAGCUUCCUCCUGUUCUUGCUUUCUCCGACUACCAGCAUCCCAAGACGAGCUACGAGGUUACCAGUUCCUGUUCCUUUGAAUUCCAGACACACUUAGACACAUUUCUCUCCCACCUGCUCUUCUGGCAAGAUGUCCUGAACCAUUGUCGCUCGGUCGAAGUCAAGUCCACACUACUGGAGCAUUUUCAAGUCAUAUUUUUGCAGCAGUUGCUAUAUCCCUCAUUACUCGAAUCCUCCGACAUCGAUGGCGGCUCGUCAGUAGCCGUUCUGACCUAUCUUCGCAGAAUUUUAGAGUCAGUUGAUCAUCCCGAUAUGGUGAACCUGAUCCUCCACUAUCUGCUCGGUCUACCGGAUAUUGUAAAUUCCGUGAACUCCGAGUCCAAGGAUAGCGUGAGUGCUGCCAGGAAACGCAAGUCGCUGGACCUUGCAACCAUGAUGGCAUCUAAAGGAGGCUCAACAGCAGACCCGCUGUUGUUUAACCUCGUGGAUUUAAUCCUUUCUUGUCUUCGUUCGCAGAACAACCAAACUGUCUACGUCACGCUCCAACUAGUAUCGGUGAUCCUUAAGAGGCACCAUCGAUACGCUGUCAUCACUCUCCUUUAUACGGAAGGUGUGCUAGAUGAAACCCUCAACCGAACAUCAGGCGCCCACCAGCAGGAAGUUGAGUACUUCAUGACGUUAGCUGGAACCAUUGGCGGUAUGGAUAACUUUGAAGAAAUGUACGACAACAUCUUGAAGGAUAUUAUGGUGCGGUUGGAGAACCACCCCUGCUCCAUCAAGCUUAUCACGCCAAAAACUUCAACCUACAACCACAAACUGCCACCCAUUCCAGACACACACCCCGGGGCCCCACGAGAUGUUCGCUCUCACACAUUGCAUCCAAGCGAUCCCUUACUUAACAUUGUCCUCGACCGCCUUGAGACCUUUUUUGUGAAUCCUGUCGAGAUCAAUCUCGCUCUAACUGACGCUAUCAUCGACUUGGCUUCCUGUGGAUAUAUGCAUCUUGAAGGGUGGUUCCUGCGGCAUCCUCAAAACUACGUCUAUGAGGAAGAUGAUACUAGCCCUCCUCUUCCAGAUCCUCCUCUCGAUCCGGACUCUCAGGAAUACAUUGAGUACAAGCAGCUUCAGUUGCCGCCUACCGGAGAACAGUUCCUCGUUUUGAUGACCUUCUUCAGCAACGUCGAGAAGCGUUUCAGAUCGCGGAUUGUGACUUCCGCCGCAGAAGCUCGUGGCAGACAACAAGUUGAGCCAGUUGUCCUGAACUUUGACCGCUUUGGAGCCUCACAUGCUUCUCAUGAGGAAUUCUCCAACACUGAUGAAGAGGAUAAAGGCGAAGAUGGGGCAGGUGCAGACGCGUUACUCGCCCCAUCCGAAGAUGAGCAGCCGGACAACGAACCAAGGGGUUCCAACACUUCCCAAGGGGAAGAUAACGCUGAGGGAGAGGGAGAAGAGAAGACAGCGACCGUCUCACACAUCUUGACAAAUGUUAUUAUCCUGCAAUCAUUUUUAUUUGAGCUAGCAGGCUUGGUGCAAGUGAGGGCAGGACUCUUUGAAGAGGUUCGCUUUGCAUGA
This is a messenger RNA of Thermochaetoides thermophila DSM 1495, 2583 nucleotides long. NCBI's taxonomy places the organism in Eukaryota, Fungi, Ascomycota, Sordariomycetes, Sordariales, Chaetomiaceae. The record is from the annotation of a RefSeq genome assembly.